AUGGGUUGAGAAAAUAGAGAAGAAUUUGUGAUGAGUGUUGAUGUGUACUAUGCUUAGAUGUGAUCUAAAUCGUAUCACGAUGCGGGGAGGAUUAAUGCUAGAUUAUUUGUUUUGUGUCUAUGUACUGUUAUUACCAGUCCCAGUAAUUAGCCAGUGCACAUUACCGGCCUCCCUACGCGGUACCUGGGUUAGCUCAGAGCUGGGCGCGCUCAACUACACAGAUGACACGAUUGUUGCCUACCCCUACGUUAUUCCUGGUACGGUCGAAUCGCUCGACUUUCAGUGCCAGACACACAACGCCACAUCAUUCAGAUAUCUAUUGAAGGCAACCGAGACAUUUGAGACAUUCGGCAUUACCUUUGACGCGUACCUAUGUUUGGAGCUGCACCAGAUCUCGAGCUACAAGUUCUGGUAUCAUCUAGGAUCAAAGCACGAGCCAAUAGCUAAGAAAAGAGUGCACGUUGUUGCCUCUGGUGGGACGGUGGAUCUGGACAUCGCGUGCACGAGGGACGAACCAUAUGCAACUGGAACAUUUAACACAUUGAUUAAAGAAGAUGCUAUGGACAGCCAUCUGGCAGAGGCAACAUGCCCUUUCGAGCUGCUUCAUGAGUUUGCAAAUGGCAGUCUGACGUCGGCAGACGGAACAAAGGCAUGCUCUAAUAACAGCCUUGACAUCUGCACGGAUAGAACAGAUUUUCGACACGUCUACGACGACUCUUGCGAUUCAUCGUUGAUGAUUGCUGCGGACGGUAGCAGCACAUGUCUGUUAUAUUUCACCAACGAAACAGCAAAAACAACGUACCUACAUGUUUGGAAUAACGACGUUACCUUGAAAACCGGCUUUAAUAGAAUAAACUGUUAUGCCUAUAAAAAGACGGGGGACAAUGUCGAAGCCACCGUAUAUCCCGGGUCUUGUCAGGAGGAACAAACUUCUACAACCAUAAGUAGCCCGGGAAUUGUGGUAACAUACAACUCUAUAUCAGAAACGUGUCAGGAUGGGGUGCAAUCAGGAUCACAGACUAUGUUUUUUGUUGCAAUUAUCCUUGGUGCCCUGGGAUUUAUAGCGUGCAUUAUCAUUGUCGUCUGCGUGAUCCAUAAAACACGCUGUCGCUGUUUAAGGCGGACAAAAAUCGCCAGUGCAAGUACUGAAUCAUCCACCGUUACUUUGUCAAUCGACGAACUCGAAUCUUGCGAUGAGAACUACUAUCAGAAGAACAUUACAAAAGAUGGAAUACCACUUGUUGUUGACACAAAAGAUACACGGCCAACGGGUGGAAAACGCAGUCUGAAGAAAAAUAUAUUGGAUAAAAAUAAUGAAAACGUUAUCACAAUAGAAGAAAGCGAAGAUGAUCGUGCUAGAAAAUGCAACAAACGGCGAGCAAAGAAGAAAUCAAAAGGUGCAAACAACGAAGCAAUUGAAGACCAAACUCAGAUAAAAGGUAAAGGACACAAGCGUUUACAGAAAGGAGUUUUAUCGGUAAAUGAUGAAGAACAAACUCCGGAGAGUGAGCGGGAUGAUAUCAAAAAUGAUGGAUCUGGAAAAAAGAAAAGUGGUGCAAAAAAGACAGCUGAUAACAAACAAAGACAAGGCAAAAGUGUUGCUGCAAAAAUGAAAGGUAAAGCGGGGAAUGUUGCACGAGAGCAAGGACAGGAAGUGGAAGGUGAUAGCGAUAGUGGGAUGGGUGAUUUAACAAUCGAAAGCAAUACAGGAAUAACAUCAGACGAGGAUGCCAGUAACCGAUCAGGUAAAGGUGGUAAGGGAGAUGUUAAAGGUUUGUCAAUGAUUAAAAUGGCUUUUGCGUUGGGGUCAUUAUGUUGUCUGGCGUUAGUCCAUCUGUGCUACGGUGCAUGCAACUUUCCGGCGGAUCUGUUGGGAGACUGGUACAGCACCAGUUACGGCACGUUGACGUUCAACUCAACGUCGUUUACAGGGUUUACGUCCGGACUAUCCAUAACGCCUUUGGAUUUUACAUGCUUUGAAUCUUCAGGAAGUCAAUAUGUAGCUUCGUCCUCUUAUGACGUUUUAAGCCAAGUAUCAAUUACUGUGUAUCUAUGCAUGGAUCUUACCAAAAUUUCGACGGUGAAAUACGUUUUAACGCUGGACGGAAAUCUGGAUGAGAAUUCUGGGGUGCGAGUUUACAGCAGUGCGGCAAGUACGUUUACUAUGGAUGAGGUAUGCGCACGAUCUGACAACAGGUCCAGUGGCGAAUACGAUCUACUAAUCAAAGCAGAUUCUGUUUCGAGCGCAUUCACAUCAUGUCCAGGAGGUUUGCAAUCUCUGUUCAAUGUUGACAUUGACAGCAGUGCCAUUACCAACUGUUCUAACUCUACAUUAGAUGGACGAACGUCAGCUUGGCUUGUCUUUAACUACUCCUCCUGCGCAAGUGGCAUUCUCAAUUCCGGCGGUUUACUUCAAUGUCUGUAUUCAACUACGUUGGACUACACCUACGUCACCCUAUACAACAACGACACGAUUGUGGACGAGAUAUCAACCUUCAGGUUUACUUGCAUGGUCGUUAGUAAAGAUGGGGCUAUACUUAAAGCAACAGAAUAUCCAAAGUCCUGUCAUACCUGGCAAACUCCGACGAGUGUAGAUCCCCCAGGAGUUACCUACUACAUGGAAGACAAAUUGUAUCAGGAAGAAAAGAAGACCGACUACACAUUUGUCAUUAUCGUAGUUUGCGUGAUCAUUGGCAUACUAAUAAUCGCCAUUAUCAUCAUUAUCCUGUACCUCAAAGUUUUCCGAAAGUCUCAAGAGGCACCGAAGGCCAAGAAACGAAUAAAAAAGAAACCAUCAGUAACAGAGUACACGCCUCGUUCACUAGGCCAUGCAAGCUCGGCUGAAAAGGUUGAUCACGUGAUAAACAAGCAAAGCACUGGUGAGGUACUAACUGGCUUGAUGAACGGGAAUAAGAACAAGGCAGUAGUUGGAGAUAUGUACGAGCCACCAAAGAAAGCAGCCUGGCAGAAGAAGUGGGAAAAAUCCCCACGAUGGGACGAUUCACUGAGCCGCAGCAAGAAAUAUCCGAGUACAGGCAGUGUUGCCAUAGAUAUCCCUCUAAUGGAACUUGACAAAGCAUACACACUAUCAUCUUCACUUCCGGAGAGUAUCGACAUACCGUUUGCAAGUUCGCCUUGCCCGAGGGCGAACCAUAACUUCCCAAAGGAUCAAACGGCCGAACAGAGAGAAGACGUCCCUAGUACGCGAGCAAAUGUUUUGCCUCGAUCUCAUGCUUCACCAAAGAUACCUGAAAGCACAGGGAAAUUUGGAGACAGUCAAACAAGUCCGGUUUCAGUUGAACCACCUUUGCCACUGCUAGAAAAACGGCUUGAUACAAUUACUGAAAAUCCACUAUCCAGAGAAAACACCUCAUCGCGAAUUUCAAACAAAACAGGACAUUCAAAACGGUUACAGCUUUAUCCUGACUCAAACCGAUUGUCGAGUCGUGAAAUGUCCGUGUAUACUCUACGACCUUUCACCAGAAGCACGGCCUCGGCUUGGCAACAAAAAUGGGAGAUCACGAUGCGACCGAAAACGCCGCCACUAUUUGCAACAAGGAAACGUUCCAAAUCACCUGUCAAACUGUUUCAAAACACAUUCAAUUUCUCCAUUGAUCCUGUUACGCAAAAUCCUGAAACACAAGGUAUUGCUCAUGAAACCCCUAACGAGUCAGACAGUCCUAGGGUCGCUUUAUCGGAAAUCAAGAAAGAGACAGAAGAAGGUUUGUCAACAGUUCACAUUUAUGUACAGCCGGGACAGCCCGUAUAUAAUAUUGCUGGUGACACAAAACAAGAUCGAAAAAUAAAGCAAGUCACGAUACUUGGAGGGGUCAUCCAUGACGCAGAAAACAAUCGCGGUAAUUUCGAAGAAACAGUCCCACUUGAUAGUUUAAGCAUGAACAGUUACCUGGAUGAACGAGUUGUAGAGACCACGUCAAAUAAAACUGAACUUUCUCAAGUAUCGUAUUCGAAGGAAAAUGAAAACAGCUUUGAAACUGUCAGUCUUCAUUCCCUGUUUUAUCCGGAGAACUGGAUAUAUUACGACGAAUCUAACGACGAUGAUAUUUGGAGACUAGGUGCGCAAUCCGUCAUCGGAAAAAGUAAACGCGAGUUGAAACAAUUCAUGCACAUUGAGAAUGAAAGUGUUCAGAAAACCGGGAUAGCAACGAUUAACUAUGCAAAAAUGGCCCUUAAAGAGAGACGUGGAAAGAGAAAACGUAUUUCAUACGUUUCAAUAAACUAAUCAUUUCAUAUUUGUUUUGACUAAUAAUUUAUUUGUGCUAUGCGCUGUGUAAGUUAUUUUGAUACGAUUGCGAUACAGGUGUUUGAUAAUUAAAGUGAGUAUUUAUUGAUGUAUGUAUUUAUGAACGCGAAAAUAAUGCAUGACAUUACUGUGUAUCAUUUAAGUACAGAAUGAACUAUAACAAAUGCUCACAUUCUUUUUGUUCAUUUACUAAAAAUGAAUAAACGCGUUCAAUUUAAAUGGUGGUACCUAUAAAUCAAUAAAUCAAUUGUUUAAUCCGAAAGGCAUAAGUUUUUGUUACAUGUAAGCAAUUUUAUUUAAAUUCACCAGGCAAUCAAAAACAAAAGACGCCGUUAAACAAUAUGUCUGUUGAAACCUAGUCAUUAGUAACAAGUAUUCCAUUAUGAAGUGAAA
Mya arenaria is the source of this 4657-nucleotide messenger RNA. RefSeq lists its product as uncharacterized. The record is from RefSeq and is a predicted model, not a curated record. The transcript has 18 exons. Lineage: Eukaryota; Metazoa; Mollusca; Bivalvia; Myida; Myidae. The coding region runs from base 41 to 4243 and encodes 1400 amino acids.